GGCACUUGCCCCCCACGCGCCCCCCCUCCCUCGCCGCCGCCGCCUUUCUCGGGAGGGAGUGACAUGGAGCCGGCCGGGCCAGAGCGCCUUUUCCAGCACUUAAUUGAACCACUGAAUGACAGAACAGACAAGAAGUUCUACAAUGUUGCUAAACUGGGAGGCACCAAAUACGAUAUCCUGCCUUACUCCAUACGGGUACUGUUGGAAGCUGCUGUCCGCAACUGUGAUGGCUUCCUCGUGAAAAAAGAAGAUGCUAUGAACAUUUUGGACUGGAAAGAAAAACAGAACAAUGUUGAAGUGCCCUUCUGUCCUGCCAGAGUCCUUCUCCAAGACUUUACUGGAAUUCCUGCAAUAGUGGAUUUUGCCGCUAUGAGGGAAGCUGUGAAAAAUCUUGGAGGGGAUCCUACAAAAGUUCAUCCUGCCUGCCCAACAGAUCUCACUGUGGACCAUUCUUUGCAGAUUGACUUCAGUAAAUGUGCAAUACAGAACACUCCCAAUCCUGGAGGUGGUGAUCCACAGAGGCCACCACCAAAACUUUCUCCACUUAAAGCUCCUCGGAAGCUACCGUGCAGGGGCCAGUCCAGCUGCAGAGGGCCAUGUGAUGGAGAAUCUGGUCGUAACUCGGGGCCACUUUCUGUGCAGAUUGAGAACACACCUCCGCUGUGUCCUUUUCACCUUCAACCAGUGCCUGAGCCGGAAACAGUGUUAAAAAACCAGGAGAUGGAAUUUGGUAGAAAUAGAGAGAGACUUCAGUUUUUCAAGUGGGGUUCCAAAGUUUUCAGGAAUGUCUCAGUAAUUCCUCCUGGAACAGGAAUGGCCCACCAAGUGAACCUGGAGUACUUGUCAAGAGUAGUAUUCGAUGUUAAAGGCUUCCUCUAUCCAGACAGCGUUGUUGGCACUGAUUCCCAUACAACAAUGGUGAACGGCUUGGGAAUCUUGGGAUGGGGUGUGGGUGGAAUUGAAACCGAAGCCGUCAUGCUUGGCUUGCCAGUCGCCCUCACCCUGCCUGAAGUGGUUGGGUGUCAACUGACAGGCUCAGCCAGCCCGCUUGCCACAUCAAUCGAUGUGGUCCUGAGCAUUACAAAGCAACUUAGGCAAGCAGGCGUGUCUGGAAAAUUUGUGGAGUUCUUUGGGCCUGGAGUUUCCCAGCUCUCCAUAGGUGACCGGACCACAAUAGCAAAUAUGUGUCCAGAAUAUGGUGCUAUCCUGAGCUUUUUCCCUAUCGAUAAUGUGACGUUAAAGCACUUAAAACACACUGGCUUUGAUGAGACCAGGCUUAAGCUGAUGGAAACAUAUCUUAAAACUGUGAAACUACUUCGAAGUUAUGAACUUUCGACAGAAGAACCUGAAUAUUCCCAGGUUAUAUGCAUAAAUCUGGGUUCUAUAAUGCCCUAUGUAAGUGGUCCCAAAAGGGCACAGGACAGAGUGGCUGUUACGAAUAUGAAGAGUGAUUUCCAGGCCUGCUUAAAUGAAAAGGCUGGCUUUAAAGGCUUUCAGAUUCCAGCUGAAAGGCAAAGGGAUGUGGUUCCUGUGGAGUAUGAAGGAAAUGAGUACAAGCUGGCUCAUGGAUCAGUCGUCAUUGUUGCAGUAAUCAGCUGUACAAACAACUGCAACCCCUCUGUAAUGCUAGGAGCAGGUCUGUUGGCCAAAAAAGCCAUUGAAGCUGGUCUGACUGUUAAACCGUACAUAAGAACCAGUUUAUCGCCUGGCAGCGGAAUGGUCACACACUAUCUCACUUCCAGUGGUGUAUUGCCAUACCUCAAUAAACUUGGAUUUGAGGUCGUUGGCUAUGGAUGUUCCACAUGUGUUGGGAAUACUGCUCCUUUGCCAGAAACCAUUCAGAAUGCAGUUGUGCAGGGUGACUUGGUUGCUUGUGGAGUUUUGUCUGGAAAUAAAAACUUCGAAGGCCGUCUCUGCAGCUGCAUCUGUGCCAAUUACCUUGCUUCCCCGCCUCUAGUUGUGGCUUAUGCUAUAGCAGGAACUGUGAAUAUUGAUUUCCAGACUGAGCCAUUAGGGGUCAGUCCUGAUGGCAAAAGAAUCUUCUUGCAUGAUAUUUGGCCCACUCGAGAAGAACUUCAGCAAGUGGAAGAAGAGUUCAUAAUAUCAUCCAUGUUUAAAGAGCUGAAGGGGAAAAUGGAGAAAGGAAAUAAGCGGUGGAAUUCCCUAGAAGCGCCUGAAUCCGUCUUAUUUAAUAAAUUUCUCAAAGAGUGGAUAAUACAGUUUUCUCUUUCCUCUAAUUUUCUGAUUCUCUUGAUGUCACUUCUGACUGGCUAUCUCAAGGCCUAUUUAGCAGCAGCUGUUUGCUCUCAGAAUGAGUGGCAGGGUGGCUUUGAGUACAAUAUUCAUUCAAUGGGGCCAGGAUCAACUAUCACUGCAAAGAGAAGAGAAGACGAAAUAUUCAGUGCCAAAUACAUCAGUUCCUCAGUCGUUGAAAAAUGGAAUCGACACCCACCACCUGGAUACAAUCUUCCAAGCCAGACAUGA
Lacerta agilis (Sand lizard) is the source of this 2484-nucleotide messenger RNA. Its product is annotated as iron-responsive element-binding protein 2-like. Gene Ontology annotation, molecular function: iron-responsive element binding; aconitate hydratase activity; 4 iron, 4 sulfur cluster binding. Lineage: Eukaryota; Metazoa; Chordata; Lepidosauria; Squamata; Lacertidae. Gene Ontology annotation, biological process: citrate metabolic process; tricarboxylic acid cycle. The transcript is spliced from 3 exons. The coding region runs from base 64 to 2484 and encodes 806 amino acids. The record is from RefSeq and is a predicted model, not a curated record. Gene Ontology annotation, cellular component: cytosol; mitochondrion.